Messenger RNA from Rhododendron vialii, 5099 nucleotides. RefSeq names its product putative disease resistance RPP13-like protein 1. The coding region runs from base 75 to 4475 and encodes 1466 amino acids. The transcript has 4 exons. Gene Ontology annotation, molecular function: ADP binding. The record is from RefSeq and is a predicted model, not a curated record. NCBI's taxonomy places the organism in Eukaryota, Viridiplantae, Streptophyta, Magnoliopsida, Ericales, Ericaceae. Gene Ontology annotation, biological process: defense response to other organism.
UAUCUAUCAGCAUUCACGCAUAGCACCCUUUGGUUUUUCUGUGCAACACAACUUCCUUUUCCACAGAGCAAAAAAUGGCUGAAAUAUUCCUUGGUGCUUUCGUUAACGUGCUAGUUGAUAGGUUAGCAUCCGGUGAUCUGUGGAACUUCGCACGUAAGGAGCGGAUUGAUACUCAGCUGAUGAAAUGGAGCAGCAUGUUGGAACAAGUUCAGGCGGUGGUUGCGGAUGCUGAGGAGAAACAAAUCACCGAUCGGGAGACUAAUUUGUGGCUCUCUGAUCUUGAAGACUUGAGUUAUGAUAUGGAUGACGUACUGGAUGAGUUCGCUACCGAAGCUUUGCGACGGAAGGUGAUGGAAGAGCCUCGAGCUAGCACCAGCAAGGUACGUAAACUCAUACCUAAUUGCUGCACAAGUCUCAAUCCAAGCACUCUUGUGUCUGAUUUUAAAAUGAAGUCCAAGAUGGAUGAGAUCACUAUGAGGUUGCAAGACCUUUUUGAUCGAAGAAUGGUGCUUGGCUUGCAAAGCAUAGGUAUGUCUGAUAGAGCUCCACAAAGACAACCCACUUCGUCUUUGACAAUGGAAUCUUAUGUGUAUGGUAGGGGUUUAGAUAAAGAGAGGAUAAUAAUGGAGUUGCUCAUGAGUGAUCAAUCUAGUAGUAACAAAGUUGGUGUCGUCCCCAUUGUUGGUAUGGGUGGGGUCGGCAAGACCACCCUUGCUCGCAUGGUCUACAACGACGAGAUGGCGGAUGAACAUUUUGAGAUGAAAGCAUGGGUCUGUGUAUCAGAAGUGUUCGACAUUGUAGGAGUGACUACAGCGAUUCUCGAGAGUUUUACUUUCCUGACCUUUGAUCUUGUUGCCUUUGAUCAAGUUCAAGCUCAGCUACGAAAGGCUUUGGCUGGGAAAAGGUUCUUGAUUGUUCUUGAUGAUGUCUGGCACAUAAACCCCACUGACUGGAGCAGUUUAAAGAGCCCUUUCAAUGAUGGAGCCCUAGGAAGUAAAGUCAUUGUAACAACACGUAGUAGGGAUGUUGCAAAUACAAUGGCUGGAGCCAAUAGAUAUCAUCAUUUUCUAACACUACUAUCAGUGGAUGAUUGUUGGUCAUUAUUUGCACAACAUGCAUUUGAUGAUAGAAGUAUGGAUGCAAAUCAAAAUUUGGUUUCAAUUGGUCGAAAAAUUAUCAAAAAAUGUGGGGGCUUGCCUUUGGCUGCUAGAACACUUGGUGGCGUUCUACGGUUUAAAUUGACAGAGUAUGAAUGGGAAGAAGUAUUGAACAAUAAAAUAUGGGACUUAUUAGAAUACGUAAGUAAUAGUAUUCCAGCUUUGAGAUUAUGUUACCAUUACCUUCCUUCGCAUUUGAAGAAGUGUUUUACAUAUUGUUCAAUAUUGCCAAAAGAUUAUGAAUUUGAGAAGAAGGAACUAGUUUUCUUGUGGAUGGCAGAAGGCUUAGUUCCGAAGCAAACAGGGCAAAUGCAAAUGGAAGAUCUUGGUUGUGAGUACUUCCAUGAACUGUUAUCGAGGUCAUUUUUUCAACCAUCAAGUAGUGGACUAUUUGUUAUGCCUGACCUGAUCAAUGAUUUGGCUCAGUUUCUUGCAAGCAAAAAUUGUUUUAGGUUGGAGGAUAAAUUGGAAGAAAGUGAGGGAGAUGUACGUAUCAGUAAUGCGCGACAUUCAUCCUACACACGCGGGUAUCGUGAUGGCAUAAAAAAGUUUGAGGCCUUUCAGAAAGCCAAAAAUUUGCGGACAUUUUUACCACUUGGAUCUAGAUAUCAAGGAUUUUCCAACUUGACUAGCAAUGUUCCCCUUCAUUUGUUGCCGGGUCUUAGACGUUUGCGUGUACUUAGUUUGCGAAGAUAUCGAAUAGGUGAACUUUCAAAUUCGAUUGGGGAUUUGAAACAUGUGAGGUACCUUGACCUUUCAUGUGCCUUGAUUUUAAUGUUACCAGAAUCAAUAGGCACUUUCUACAACCUACAAACUCUAAUUUUGAGAGACUGUAAAAAUCUCAAGAAGUUGCCUACCAACACUAGUGACUUGAUUAGUUUGCGUCAUCUCGAUGUUUCUGGUGCAGAUUCCUUACAAGAAAUGCCACCAAAAAUGGGAAAAUUGAUAAGUCUCCAAACUUUAUCAAACUUUAUUGUUGGCAAUGGCAACGAGUCUGCAAUAACUGAGCUGGGCAACUUGAUUCAGCUUAGAGGGACACUUAACAUAUCAGGGUUGGAGAAUGUGGCGGAUGCUCAAGAUGCGAGGAAGGCAAACUUGAAGGAUAAACAAGGCUUAGAUGUGCUAUUGAUGGAAUGGAGUGACAUCUCGGAUAAUUCUCGCAACGAAAGUGUUGAAUCAAAAGUGCUUGAUAUGCUAGAACCUCACAAGAACUUAAAAGAGCUUUCCAUUAAGGGUUACGGUGGCCUCACAUUCCCAAAUUGGGUUGAGAAUUCUUUAUUCUCCAACAUGGUCUACUUGAAGUUCCAAAAUUGUGAAAAAUGCACUUCCUUGCCACCUUUGGGGCAGUUACCCAUGCUUGCAGAACUCUACAUUCAAGGAAUGAAGGCAAUAGGUAUUGUUGGACUUGAGUUCUAUGGCUUGGGUCGCUCAAGUCCUUUUCCAUCUCUAGAGAUUUUAACCUUCAAUGACAUGCCCAAUUGGAAAGACUGGACUCCUUUUGGAGUCGAGGAAGGAGCUCAAGCAUUUGCUUGCCUAUCAAAGCUCUCCAUUAUAAGGUGUCCCAAGCUUUUGCAUGAGUUGCCUAGGAAUCUUCCUCGUUUAAAAAAGCUGAAUAUUGAAGAGUGUCCGGUGUUGGUGGUUGCAUGGGGUCCAAACCCUACACAGCUGAACGAAGUGAGGAAUAUGCUUCCCUUUGAUUCACUUAACUCCUUACAUCUAAAAGAUGUUUUGACCCCCGACUCCUUCUGUAUUCCAAAAUUUGGCAAUCAAAUAGUGCUGAAAAACACAAGGCAUAGCCUCUUGAGCUCGUUGACUUUCUUGAAAGUGGAAAAUAUUCGGGGUCACACAUGCCUACCAAGUUGGUUCUUUCAAGGAUUGACGGGACUCCUAGAAUUAUAUCUCUCUGGUUUCGAAGAACUCACAUUAUUGUGGAAGAAUGAGGUGAGACUACAAGGCCGUCUCCCUGCGCUCCGACGUCUCACUAUUGGAGGUUGCCCCAAACUUAGUUCCUUGUUUGCAGAAGGAGAAGAAGAAGAAGAUGACCUCAAAUCUCUUCAGGAGCUUUCCAUCUACAGGUGUCCACGUCUUAAAUCGUUCCCAAAGACAGGUUUGCCGUCAACGCUAAGAGAGCUGCGGAUUAGAUUCUGUGAUGGUCUGGAGUCCCUACCUGAUUUGAGGUUGCUGGAUAAUCUUGAGGAGUUGGAGCUUUAUUCUUGUUCAUCUCUUAGGUACUUAAGCUUUCCCUGCAAAGCGGUGCAGAGCGACCGAUCAUCACAGCAUGGACAGCGCCUUAGAUUGAAUUUGAGCACAUAUAAAUCUGAACAGUCCAUUACUCGAUCAAAAUCUGAGUCGUCGAUCGCCGAGAUGAAUGGCCGAUCCGGCCGUUUUGCACCCGCUUUGCAAGAGGAUGCUCGGCAACAUCCCCCAUUACCCAUAAGUGGGCUACCGCCGACUCUCCGAGUACUGGAUGUUGAUAAUUGUGCAAAGCUAGAAUCACUACUAGCAGAGGAGGGGAUGAAGAUCAAUUGUCCAGAUCUUGUAUCUAUUUCUAUCACGUCUUGUAGGCGCCUCAAAACCCUACCAGAUGUUGAAAAUAAUGGUCUCAGGAAUCUCAGUCACCUGGUGAUAAGAUCCUGUGAUAAUCUGGAGUCUCUUCCGGAAGGAUGGUUCCCCACAACCAAUCUCACAGAAUUUGAUAUCAUCCGCUGCCAGAAACUCAAGCCCCUUCCAAACCACGCGUACAACAACAACCACCUCGCUUCUCUUGAAAAGCUGGGACUAUAUAGUUCUCCUGCAGCUACUGGACUCGUCUCCCACAUUCUGGAUGAAAGAAAUUCCUCCUACUUCACCAACCUCACUUCACUUACCAUCGCCAAUGUGGAUAUUCCCAUUGGCGAUGGUAAACUGUGUGGUUUGCACAGUCUCAGAAAACUCAACCUUUAUGAUUGUGAUUGGGUGUCGUUUCCAAAAGAUGUGUUGCCCUCCUCUCUGGUCGUUCUGGACAUCUGGAUAUUCCCAAAACUGAAGAAGCUAUCUUUCAAGGACUUCGAAAACCUCGUCUCUCUUGAACAACUUUGCAUUGAGAAUUGUUCCAAGCUCAAGUCCAUUUCAGAGCUAGGACCGCUUGCCUCGCUUUCGGACUUGUUGAUCUCUGACUGCCCCAAGCUCGUAUCGUUUCCGGAGCAAGGGCUGCCUCCCUCGCUUUUGUAUUUGCAGAUCAAUGGGUGUCCGAAGCUGAAACAACGAUGUGAAAAGCGGAAAGGUCAAUAUUGGCGCUUCAUUGCAGAUGUUCCUCAAGUCAUGAUAGACGAGGAUUGACCCAAGCAGCUAAUGACCCAGUACUGCAUUCAUGAGCAGUGAAGAUUCAAGAAUGCGUUAUGCUUCUUCGUAAGAAGAUGUUCUUGAGUAACACUUUGCAACAAGAGGAAGACAGAUGCACAAAGAGUCGGCCUUGUACUUAUGACAGCACCAGAAUGUAUUCAAACAAAUGCUGCUGAUGUUGGUGCUGAUCUUGUGUGCAAGGUUGAGCAGAACAUCCCAGAGGAUGACUCCAGUAUCUAGUGGUGAUAGAUGACAAUGUUGGUGAUAUUUCUGGUUUGGGAUGUGAUCAGAUUGCCUCUUGUGCAGAAUCAACUUGUGCUGCUCUUGUUUUUGGCACCAUCUCCUCAUUUGGGAUUAAUCAUAACUUCAAUGCUUUACCUUAGCUCAUCAGUUCUAUAGGUAUCCUUGUUUGUUUGCCCACCAUGUAAGUGUAUUAAGUAUUUGUGUGAGUGAGUGUAUUAAGCAUUUGUUUGUGAGUAUUUUUCUUCUUGAGAAUUUUUAUCCUAGUGAUGUUAUUUGUACCCAAAAACCUCUAAAGACACACGCACUUGCACAGUGUGUGCUUGCAUAAUGAGUAUGUCUGUAGCAGCAUUGUUGAAAUGAAAAAAGUUGGUUUGUUUA